Aspergillus fijiensis CBS 313.89 is the source of this 1032-nucleotide messenger RNA. RefSeq lists its product as uncharacterized. Lineage: Eukaryota; Fungi; Ascomycota; Eurotiomycetes; Eurotiales; Aspergillaceae. The transcript has 3 exons. The record is from RefSeq and is a predicted model, not a curated record. The coding region runs from base 1 to 1032 and encodes 343 amino acids.
AUGGCUGCCUUUCCGCCUUCCUCCCCCUCAGCCUCCUCCUCAUCUGCAUCUUCCUUGCCCUCUCUCUAUCCGUCCUCCUCCUACAGUUCAAUUCACUCCCCACCAUUGACCAGUGCCAAUCUUUUCUCGUUGCCUUUAUCGCCUUCCCAACGUCCCUCUAAUCUUCGUGCCCGAGAUCAGCUAGAGACUCUUAUUGCGAGACACGGUCACCCCACCAGAGUUUCGUUGUCAUCCCUCGAAGAAUUAACGGCCACCUCGUCGACUUAUAGUCCGCCGUCCCCCCAGUCACCCGUCUCGGAAACCACAGACUAUUUCGCGGGUCUCAAUCUCAACCACUCUGCAUCUCGUCCGAUACCUAUACCAAAGCCAUCCCAUAUCACGCACGAUCACGAUUUUCCCGUGACCCCGUUGACCGGACGCUUUGACAAGGGCUACUACUUCGCCCACCGGCAUCGUUCACACUUCUCUGAACCGUCCAGAAUGCGCUCUGAUAGCUCGACAUUGUACGCGCCGGUCGCUACUCCUGCCAUGUCGUCAGCUGGUCGCCCUCUUUCCCCCCAGCCAUCGCGCGCCCGUGGCGGAAACUCAUCCAAACCAGCCCCAGCCUUUCAUCUGGGAAGCUUGCCACGGUUCCAUCCCGCUGUUUAUCAGUCCUCUGGAACCUCUCAGACCUUGUCUGCGCAGCCUCCAUCACCUCGACAACCCCGACAGCACGGAUACCGUGCGUCAGCCGGCUCUCGCGACUCCAUGUGGCGAGACCUGGCGGAUGGAAACAUUCUUAUCAAAGCUCCCUCACGCCCACUCUCACCCAGUCCAUCUGCACCGCGUCUCGACCCGCUGAACAGCCCUGGACCAGUUACACCUCUCGCACUCGAGGAUGCAGGUGGCUAUCUGGGCUCUGGCACAACCACUGACCCUACUGCUCGCGAAAGCCACUACUCCGGCCCGGCGCCUGAUGCAGUGGAUAAGCUCAUCGCCCGCGAGGCCGAGCGGGCCCGGCAGAAGGCCAGAAAAGGGCUGAAGGGCUACUGA